UUUCUGCCCCCGCCCUUCUUUCCUUCCUCCCUUGCUCUCUUGCUUCCUUCCAGCUGGGGAGGCUUGUCUUUCGGCGUGAUCGCGGAAGGAGAAGGCGGUGGCCGAGAAGGGACAUCCAGGCUUCCAGGAAGCCAAGCCUGUGUGGCCAUCUCAUCCCAGCGUCCAGCAGAAGGAAGGAAGGCAGGAGCAGGGAGGAGCAGCCCAGCCAAAGCCUGGCCUCUUAAGCAACACCCUAUUUACCUUCCCACCGCCAUGCAUUGGGGACCUCCUCCUUGAAUCUCUCUUUUUUCCCCUUCCACUUCCUUCUUUCCUUUCCUUUCCUUCCUCCCUCUGGGCUGAGCAGGAAACUCCCUCCUUUGCUGACCCUUUGGUUGCCUUAUUCCUCUCUAGGGAAUGAAAAAGACAAGAUUUGAAUAAACUCUACUACGCUUGAAGAAGUUACUUUUGCAGGAAGACAUUGUUUCUGUCUGAAUUAGAGGGAACAAACUCAAUUGUUGACAUAGGACGAAACUUGUUGUCUGGGCCAUUUUGACCUUAAAGGAAGCCAGCCGGAAGGAGCGAACAUCUCAACCCUAAAGACUGGAAAAUAAUAAUAAUAAUACACAUUCCUGGAGACUUGAGAUAGAUAUCCUUCUGGAAACCUUUUGGGGAAACCAACAUCCUGGAUCUUGAUGCGGACCAGACUUGGCAUGCUUGAUUCUGUGCCCCAUUUAAGUGCCAUGAGGCUUUGAGGCUGAAUUCUCCCACUGGGAAGCGUGGAAAAGCCCUGAGACUGAAAAAAAGGAGGAGGAAUUGCCCAGCAUAUGAAUGGCUGCCAAGGAUUAUGACCACUUGUUCAAACUACUCAUCAUUGGGGACUCGGGGGUUGGGAAAAGUAGCCUAUUACUUCGCUUUGCAGACAAUACCUUUUCUGGCAGCUACAUCACAACAAUUGGGGUAGAUUUCAAAAUUCGCACAUUAGUGAUAAAUGGAGAGCGUGUGAAACUGCAGAUCUGGGACACUGCAGGACAGGAGCGCUUUCGCACCAUCACCUCCACCUAUUACCGUAACACUCAUGGAGUCAUCAUUGUGUAUGAUGUGACGAACGCUGAGUCCUUUGUGAAUGUCAAGCGUUGGCUACAUGAGAUCGGGCAAAACUGUGACAGUGUCUGCAAGAUUUUGGUGGGUAACAAAUGCGAGGACCCAUCCCGGAAACAGGUGGAAACAGCCGAUGCUCGGCGGUUCAGUGAUCAGAUGGGAGUGCGGCUCUUUGAAACCAGCGCCAAGGAAAAUCUCAACGUUGAAGAGAUGUUCAACGCCAUCACGGCCAUGGUGCUCCGAACCAAACAGGAAAACCUGGCACGUCUCCAACAGCAGAACGAAGUCGUCAAAAUCAACAAACCCAAAAAGAAACCUUCGGUGAAGAAAUGCUGCUGAAGGGGCAAUCUCUCUCUCCCUCCCUCUGUCUAUAUUCUUCCUCCUCCUCACCUCCUUCCCCUCGGCCCCCAAUUUUCCAAAAGAGCGGACUGUGGAAGACUGAAUGGAUUUAAAAAGUAGUUGCUGUCUGUUUUGUGUGUGCAUGGUGAGGAGUGGGGUGGGCACAGGAAUCUAUGUGAAUGAUGUCCCAAACAUAGGAAUUGCACUCCUUUUGCCCCAGACACUGGGAAAAUUGAGUUGUUGGUGCAGAAAACGCUACAGAAACAUUGAGAUCUCUUUUUGGAGGUAGUGAGUCCUGUUCAUGGAAGGAGUGUUGAAUGGAGCACAUCGAGGACCAGUAAAAAUAAACUACUGAAAUGAAUGGGAACAAGAUGACUAGAAGGAUGUGGGAUACAGAUGAGUUAGAGGUGUAGUUCUCUUCCCCUUAAAUCCUCUGCCAUUUUGCCUGUAUAGACUCUUCUCGUUUUGUUUUACUUCUCACAUCCCUGUCCCGUGUUGCCAUGUUACUGCAACACACACACCCAUUGUUUGGGUUCCUUUAAGGAGAUGUACAAGGUGGCUAUUGACCAGGUGGCAAUAAUUCCCUGCUUUAGACCUAUGCCUGUCACAGCAAAGUAUAAGCUGAAACUGGGUAAAUCCAACAGAAGAUGCCUCGACUUAGCAAUACUAGGAAUUUUUGCCAUUUUCUUCACCUUGCUUGUGCUCAACAAUGGGGUUCAGGAGAUAAGACUUUGUGCCUGGGUUAGGAACUGGGAUGAUGUUCCUCUCCCAUCAUCCUCCAUAGGAUUGUCCCAUCCUCUUCCUGAUCAGCCCUGUAAGUCGUGCAGAGAAUAGCCAUGUGCAUCCAUGUUCUCAGAGAGAUAUGCUUGAAGAAAGCAUCUCUUGGCAAGCCCUCCAUGCGACUUGUGUUUGGGCUGCUCUCCGUGUCUGCCCAUCCUCCCUUCCUGAAACUUAGGAACUAAUCAGAAGCAGGGAGGUGUCUGCUCCAAAUGAGGACCAUGAAACGAUCCCUGGGCUCCACCCUAUGAUUCAUUCCCCAAAGGGUGGGCGCAGCAGGGGUUGAAACUCUCCUUCUGUUAUCUUUCAAUAUGGGGACCUUCUGACUGUGCAAUAUGUCGGCUUCAUGAAUUAUUUUAUAUACACAUAAAUGAAUUAUGUACAUAAUUAAAAGUCUUGUUUUAACCCACUGCUAAUGGCAUUAAACAUUAAGGAAGACACCACUAUUCAAUAAAGAAAUUUAGAUACGAA
Anolis sagrei ordinatus is the source of this 2664-nucleotide messenger RNA. Its product is annotated as ras-related protein Rab-35-like. Gene Ontology annotation, cellular component: endosome membrane; plasma membrane. The record is from RefSeq and is a predicted model, not a curated record. NCBI's taxonomy places the organism in Eukaryota, Metazoa, Chordata, Lepidosauria, Squamata, Anolidae. Gene Ontology annotation, biological process: endocytic recycling. Gene Ontology annotation, molecular function: GTPase activity; GTP binding.